AUGAAAACUAUUAUGUCGAAUUAUGUACAAUUAGUGUUUCUUUCCGCUAAAUAAACUUAAGAAAACUAGAACAAUAUUAUUUAUUAACGGAGCCUACAGAAUCAGAAGUGGGAUUACGUGGAUCGCCGAUAUUUUUGCAGAUUUAAAAAUUGUGUUUAGUAUUGACGAUAGCCAUGCCGGGAUCAGACACCGAAAUUGAAAAUACAAGCGAGUAUAGCUGAAAUUGUUAGGAAAUUAGGAGAACUUAUGAUCCAGUGUCGUCGAGAAGAAAGAUGGAGACUAGAAGGUGGAAAAAGAGUGAAAGCUUUUCAGCAUAUUUCCAUGACAAACUGUUACUGGGCAACGAAGCAGGAGUUGAGGAUGAAGAUAUGAUACAUUAUCUGAUUGAUGGGUUUGAUGAUCGCCUACUUCAAAAUCAAGCCAAAAUGAUGUUAUCCACACUCAAUAGCACUGAAGAUUUAUAUAAGUUAAUGGGGAGUGUUGUUAAAGAUGAGGUAUCAGGAAGUGGACAAAGGUUUGCUACAGCAUCAAGUUAUAGGGUAAGUUCUAGCCAGAACCAACCUCAUACAGCAACACAGGGUCGGAUGCCAGUUCCUGUAAAAUGCUUUAAUUGUGGUCGUACCGGACACAAAGUGACAGAGUGCAGACAAGCCAAGCGUGAUAGGGGAUCAUGUUUUAGAUGUGGAAGCAAAGAUCAUAUGGUAAGAGACUGUCCUAAUAGAAACCAGCAAGUGGUGCAACAAGUUGCAGAUUCAACUACCCGAGAUAGUAAUGGAGCCAUGGGUCUAGUGGAACGUCCUAUGAGCCAAACGGAUCCUUUUGUAUUAAACCUGGUUCUAGAUAAGUAUAGCAUAACAUUAAAUGGUAUAAUAGAUACAGGGAGUCCAAUAUCAUUGAUAUCAGAAAAUUUUGUAAAGGCAGAAGAUAUUAUUUCUUCUACUAAUCUUGAAUCUUAUUCAGGUAUAAAUAAAUCUCCUUUAAAAGUGUUAGGGUUUUUUUAUGACACAGUUAUUUUUGAUGACAUAUCAGUAAAUUUAAAAUUUUAUGUUGUUGAGAAAGAUUCUUUUAGUUGGAAUCUACUUUUGGGUCGAGAUUUUAUAAACAAUGAAUCCAUAGAAAAUAUAAGUUUUUCAAAUGGUUCUUUUAAAAUAAAUAAAAACUCUUGUGUACAAACAGAGGAGGACUAUCAGUUUCCUUUUACAGAUGUUUUGUUUAUUAACGAUAUGGUAAAUUUAGAUGCAGACUUGAAUAUUAAUUAUUGUUUACCUUUUGAAAUAACUACUAGUGUUCAAACUUUAUUGAAGUCAUAUUACUUUGAUUAUGAUAAACCAUUAAAACCACAGUGUGAUUUCAAAGCACAGCUUAUUUUAACUAAAAAUGAACCUUUUAGUAUCAGACCACGUAGACUAUCUUAUGCAGAGAAAAAGUCAUUGGAUGAAAUUCUUGCUAAUUUAUUAGAAAAUAAUGUCAUUAGGGAAAGUGAUUCACCUUUCUGUUCACCAGUAGUAUUAACCAAGAAGAAGUCAAAUGAAUAUCGAAUGUGUGUAGACUAUCGUACUUUAAAUAAAUAUCUUAUUAGAGAUCAAUUUCCCUUGCCGCUAAUAGAUGAUCAUUUAGACAGGUUAAAGAAUAAGAAAUAUUUCUCUAAAUUGGAUUUGAAAAAUGCUUUUUACCAUGUUCCUUUAGAUGAAAGUUGUACUAAGUAUACUUCAUUCGUUACACCUUCAGGUCAGUAUGAAUUUCUUAAAUUACCUUUUGGUUUGAGCUCAAGUCCCUCUAUUUUUGCAAGGUUUGUUAAUAAAAUUUUUAAAGAUUUGUGCCAACAAGGAAAUGUUUUAAUAUAUUUUGAUGACAUAUUAAUUGCUACUCAGACUAUCGAAGAAAAUCUAGAAGUAUUAAGAGAAGUUUUAAUAUUAGUUAGCCAGAAUUUACUUGAGUUAAGACUAGAUAAAUGUUCAUUUUUGAAAACAGAAAUAGAUUUUCUGGGUUACAGGAUUAAUGAAAAUGGUAUAUGUCCUAAUAAAGAUAAUGUGAAAGCUAUUGCAGAGUAUCCAGUUCCUACAGAUACCAAGCAGGUGCAUAGAUUCUUAGGCCUUGCCAGUUAUUUUAGACGUUUUAUACAGAACUUCUCUAUCAUCGCCAAGCCGUUAUAUGACCUAUUACGAAAAAAUGUCAAAUUUGAAUUUACAAUGACACAUUUACAAGCUUUUGAGAAUUUGAAGUCAAAACUGACAUCAGAACCUAUUUUAGCAGUUUAUGAUCCGAGUAGGGAAACAGAACUACACUGUGAUGCAAGCCAAGUAGGCUAUGGAUCAAUUUUACUUCAGAAACAAAGUGAUGACAAAUUUCACCCAGUGUUUUUCUUUAGCAAGAGAACAACUGACUAUGAGUCUCGCUACCAUAGCUACGAACUUGAAUGCUUGAGUAUUGUGUAUGCACUUAAACGGUUUCAUGUUUAUCUACAGGGAAUCCCUUUCAAAAUAGUUACAGAUUGUGACAGUUUUCGCUUAACCAUGAGUAAAAAGGAUAUAAUUCCAAGGAUUAUGAGAUGGUGUUUGUUAUUGCAAAAUUAUGAUUACUCUAUUGAGCACAGAGUAAAUACAAGAAUGCAACAUGUAGAUGCCUUAAGCAGAGUGAGUUAUGUACUGGUAUUAGAAGGAAAUACUAUUGAACAAACUUUGGCUUUAAAACAGUCCAAGGAUACAGUUAUUUCAGAUCUUCGAAAAAGACUUGAGGAGACAGAUCAUCCUUUCUUUGAAUUAAGAAAUGGGUUAGUAUAUAGAAAACUGAAAGAUAACAUUGCAUUUUAUGUACCAGAGAGUAUGGAGUCAGCAGUUAUCUAUCACUAUCAUAAUGAAUUGGGUCAUUUCGGAACAGACAAAACAUUUGAAAUUAUUUCCAAGACAUAUUGGUUUCCAAAAUUAAAAUUUAAGAUUGGAAAUCAUAUUCAAAAUUGCUUAAAGUGUAUUGAAUUCAAUCCUAAAAGUGGCAAAUCAGAAGGAUAUCUACAUAGUAUACCUAAGGGCAAUUUACCUUUUGAAAUGCUUCAUAUUGAUCACUAUGGGCCAUUAGCUCCUUUUAAUAAGAAUAAAUAUAUAUUUGAAGUUGUUGAUGGGUUUACUAAAUUUAUUAAGUUCUAUCCUUGCAAAUCAACAAAUACAGGAGAAGUAAUUAAAUAUUUAACUGAACAUUUUGCCAAUUAUAGUGUACCGAGCGUUAUCAGUUCAGACAGAGGAUCUUGUUUUACCUCUCAUGAUUUUAAGAAAUUUUUGGAGGAGUAUACAAUCAAACACAUACUGAUUGCAAGUGGUUGUCCGAGAGCCAAUGGGCAAAUAGAACGCAUGAACAGGUUAUUGACACCUCUUCUAGCAAAGAUAACCGAUGAAAAACAAAUCAACUGGCCAAAUGCAUUACAUGAAGUGGAAUUCUGCAUCAAUAAUACAAUAAACAGAUCAACAGGAGAAACCCCAGCUAAGUUACUUUUUGGAAGAGAUCAAAUAGGAAAGAUUAGAGAUAAUUUAAGAGAAGCAUUACAAGAUAUUGAUAAGGAAGAACGGGAUUUAGAAAUGAUUCGAACUAAGGCAGAAACACAAAUAAUUAAGGCACAAAAUGUAAAUGAACAGUAUUAUAACAAGAAGCAUAAGGAGGCUCAAAAGUUUAAGGUGGGGCAAUAUGUUAUGAUUUCCAACGUAGACACAACCCCUGGAGUAGCUAAAAAACUUAUACCAAAAUUUAGAGGACCGUAUGAGAUUGUGAAAGAGCUACCAAAUGAUAGGUAUAUUGUGAAUGAUAUUGUUGGGUUCCAAACAACACAAGUACCAUAUGAGGGAAUUAUAGACAGUAGUAGGAUUAGAGCUUAUGAUAAAUAA
Molecule: messenger RNA, 3869 nt
Organism: Diabrotica balteata
Lineage: Eukaryota; Metazoa; Arthropoda; Insecta; Coleoptera; Chrysomelidae
Source: the annotation of a GenBank genome assembly